Molecule: messenger RNA, 3321 nt
Organism: Hippopotamus amphibius kiboko
Lineage: Eukaryota; Metazoa; Chordata; Mammalia; Artiodactyla; Hippopotamidae
Gene: DUSP16
Product: dual specificity phosphatase 16
Exons: 8
Coding region: 1191-3173 (660 amino acids)
Biological process (GO): negative regulation of MAPK cascade; protein dephosphorylation
Cellular component (GO): nucleus; cytoplasm
Molecular function (GO): protein tyrosine/threonine phosphatase activity; MAP kinase tyrosine/serine/threonine phosphatase activity
Source: RefSeq, a predicted model, not a curated record
UCCCCGAGCGGCCGCGACCGGGCGCCGAGCCGCGCUCCGGGCUCCGGCGGGCGCACGGCCCCGCCCGGCGCCCACCGCCCUGCCCUCGCCUGUCUCCUCCUUUCCCCGGGGCUCCGCUGAGUUCAUUCACUGGGAUUGGUUUCAAGUGACGCCAUCUCUUUAUUUUUAAACCAAUGACCUCACCCGCGCUUGAAGUUUCCUGACCAGCGACUCUUUCUCUUUCCCCCCACCCCCCCGCCCCACCCCCCCGCCUUUCCCCCUCUUUCUGGGUCUCCCUGUUUGGGGGUCUCCGAUCAGUUCUCAAACGACUAUCGCCCCCUCUCCCAACGCCCCCUGCGUGCCCCCCGCUGCCCCCCACCUCCACCUCCCCAGGUUCCUCGCCCCUUUCAACAGUGUUUUUUCAAGGCUGAUCGGGGGUUGGGGGGGGAGAGAAAGAGUGAAGAAAAGUUGCAAACGUCUCCUCGCUUCCUAAGCCUCCCGCCCCCACCCGCCCCUCCGAGCAGGAGAAGAUAAUAUAGUGAAAAGAAGAGGAGGAGGAGAGCGCGACGGGACGGACGCGAGCGGGAGCGCAGCCGCCCUCCCGGCUCCACCGCGGCGCCUCGCAGGUCCGGGAGGCGAGGGGGCCCCGCGGGGAGACGUCGUGACAACGUUCGUUUCUCCCCCCCACCCCCCCCCCCGACCCCGAGGCAGCCGGGAGGCCGGCGGCCCCGAAAGACAUGAAUUACCUAUUUCACAGAUGAGGAAACUAAGACCUUAGACUAUCCAAAUUCCGAAGCAAGUAAGAAGUGGCAGUGAAGCUGGAUCUGAGACCUUCUGACUCAUUCUCAGGCUUUCAGCCCCGUGUAAAGCUGUUGGAGCGAGGGAACAGAGGUAAAGAAUGAUGUGAUGCGCUGGCUGCCCCAAAGCAUCUUUUGUUGGAGUGGUUAUUCCAGUCAUCGCUUUAUGAAUCAAAUGUGAGGGGCUGCUUUGUGGCAGGAGGCCUUUGCAAGUGCACAUCAACGGGAAAGAGAAAGAGACAUUCACUUGGAGGGCUCUUGCUGAAAAUGGGUUUAACUCUCCUCUUGCCAGUCGCCACCAGCCUGACCUCAUACAUUUCAGUACAAUGCAGUGGCUGAGCCUUUGAGCACACCACCAUUACAUCAUCGUGGCAAAUUAAAGGAGGAGGUGGGAAAAGAGGACUUAUUGUUGUCAUGGCCCAUGAGAUGAUUGGAACUCAAAUUGUUACUGAGAGGUUGGUGGCUCUGCUGGAAAGUGGAACGGAAAAAGUGCUGCUAAUUGAUAGCCGGCCAUUUGUGGAAUACAAUACGUCCCACAUUUUGGAAGCCAUUAAUAUCAACUGCUCCAAGCUUAUGAAGCGAAGGUUGCAACAGGACAAAGUGUUAAUUACAGAGCUCAUCCAGCACUCAGCCAAACAUAAGGUCGACAUUGAUUGCAGUCAGAAGGUUGUAGUUUACGAUCAAAGCUCCCAAGAUGUGGCUUCUUUGGCUUCAGACUGUUUUCUCACUGUACUCCUGGGUAAACUGGAGAAGAGCUUCAGCUCUGUUCACCUGCUUGCAGGUGGGUUUGCCGAGUUCUCCCGCUGUUCCCCUGGCCUCUGUGAAGGAAAAUCCACCCUAGUCCCCACCUGCGUUUCUCAGCCUUGCUUACCCGUUGCCAACAUUGGGCCAACCCGAAUUCUGCCCAGUCUCUAUCUUGGCUGCCAGCGAGAUGUCCUCAACAAGGAGCUGAUGCAACAGAAUGGGAUUGGUUAUGUGUUGAAUGCCAGCAAUACCUGUCCCAAGCCUGACUUCAUCCCCGAAUCUCAUUUCCUGCGAGUGCCUGUGAACGAUAGCUUUUGUGAGAAAAUUUUGCCAUGGUUGGACACAUCAGUAGAUUUCAUUGAGAAAGCAAAAGCCUCCAACGGAUGCGUCCUAGUGCACUGCUUGGCAGGGAUCUCCCGCUCGGCCACCAUUGCCAUCGCCUACAUCAUGAAGAGGAUGGACAUGUCCCUGGAUGAAGCUUACAGAUUUGUGAAAGAAAAAAGACCUACAAUAUCUCCGAACUUCAAUUUUCUGGGCCAGCUCCUGGACUACGAGAAGAGGAUUAAAAGCCAGACCGGAGCGGCGGGGCCCAAGAGCAAACUGAAGCUGCUGCACCUGGACAAGCCGAGCGAGCCCGUCCCCGUGGCCGCAGAGGGCGCCCAGGGAGGCCAGCAGCCCCUCGGGCCACCCCGAGCCCGCCCCGCUCCCGCUCCCUCGGAGGCGGUGGGGCCCCGGUCUGCGCCCCCCGCCGGGGGGCCUGGCGCCCAGCCCUCGCCGCCGCCCGACGACAGCCCCCUGGUCCAGGCGCUCAACGGGCUCCACCUGCCCUCGGACAGGCUGGAGGACAGCGGCCGCCUCAAGCGCUCCUUCUCCCUGGACAUCAAGUCGGUGUCGCCGCCGUCCGGCGCGGCCGCGCCCCUGCCCCUGCACGGCCUCUCCUCCCCGGAGGCGGCCCUGGAGCUCUACAAGGCCUCCUCCGCCCUGGACGGCGCCGGCAAGCCGUGCCAGUUCUCCCCGGUGCGGGAGGUGUCGGAGCAGACGCCCGAGGCCAGCCCGGACCGGGAGGAGGCCGGCCUCCCGCCGGAGCCCCAGCCUCCCAGGCCCGCCGACGGCCAGGGCGCGCGGCCCCGCCCGGGGAGGCCGCUGCUGUCGCCCCUGCACCGCAGCGGGAGCGUGGAGGACCACUGCCAGCCCCGCUUCCUCUUCGGCCUCUCCGCCAGCCAGCAGCACCUGGCCACGUCCGCCGCCGGCCUGGGCCUCGAGGGCUGGCACUCGGACAUCCUGGCCCCGCAGACCUCCGCCCCCUGCUUGACCAAGAGCUGGUAUUUCGCCCCGGAGCCCCCUCACUUCUACUCCGCCUCGGCCGUCUACGGGGGCCACGCCGGCCACCCCGCCUUCAGCUGCAGCCAGCUGCCCACGUGCGGCGGCGACCCGGGCCACUCCGUGCGCCGGCGGCACAAGCCCAGCGACAGGGCCGACUCCCGGCGCAGCUGGCACGAGGAGAGCCCCUUCGAGAAGCAGUUCAAACGCAGAAGCUGCCAGAUGGAGUUCGGCGAGAGCAUCAUGUCAGAUAACCGGUCGCGGGAGGAACUGGGGAAGGUGGGCAGCCAGUCGAGCUUUUCAGGCAGCAUGGAAAUCAUCGAGGUCUCCUGAGAAGAAAGACCCUUGUGACUUCUAUGGACAACUUUUUUCUUGUUCACAAAAAAAUAUUCCCUGUAAAUCUGAAAUAUAUAUAUGUAUAUACAUAUAUAUUUUUGGAAAAUGGAGCUAUGGUGUAAAAGCAAAACGUGGAUCGACACCU